GGCUGGUGCUGUUCCCUAAGGAACAGGGCCUAAGGGUGUUUAUGCAAGGCUCAGGAAGAUGGAGGCACAAUUGGCUUUCCUGACGUAUCUUGGGCAGCUCCAGAGGUCCCGUCUGAAACGUCAGCGGCUCUGCCUGGACUGGAGCGAGAGCCUGGCCCGAAUAGCUCAAGCCAGGGCAGCCCUCUGUGGCAUUUCAGCCACCCCAAACCUGGCAUCUGUCCCACGGCACACCCCACAAGUGGGCUGGAAUGUGCAGAUAUUGCCCGUGGGCUCGGCAUCCUUUGUCGAAGUGGUCAACCUCUGGUUUGCCGAAGGGCUGCAGUAUAGACAUGGGGACGCUGAGUGUGCCCACAAUGCCACCUGCACCCACUACACCCAGCUUGUGUGGGCCACCUCCAGCCAGCUGGGCUGUGGGAGGCAUCUAUGCUCUGUGGACCAGGCAGCCAUGGAAACCUUUGUCUGUGCCUACUCCCCUGGAGGCAACUGGGACGUAAACGGGAAGACAAUUGCUCCUUAUAAGAAAGGCUCCUGGUGUUCAUUCUGCACAGCCAGUGUCUCGGGCUGCUUCAAGGCUUGGGAUCAUGCAGGAGGCCUCUGUGAGGUCCCUAGAAACCCAUGUCGCGUGAGCUGCCGAAAUCAUGGAUACCUCAACAUUAGCACUUGUCUCUGUCACUGUCCCCCUGGCUACACAGGGAGGUACUGCCAAGUGCGGUGCAGUGUGCAGUGUGUGCAUGGCCGGUUCCGGGAGGAAGAAUGCUCCUGUAUCUGCGAUGUUGGCUAUGGAGGAGCCCAGUGUGCCACCAAGGUGUACUUCCCUUUUCACGCUUGUGACCUGAGGAUUGAUGGAGACUGCUUCAUGGUGUCUUCUGAGGCAGACACCUAUUACGGAGCCAAGAUGAAAUGUCAGGGAAAAGGUGGGGUGCUAGCCCAGAUCGAGAGCCAGAAAGUACAAGACAUCCUUGCCUUCUACCUGGGCCGCCUGGAGACCACCAAUGAGGUGACUGACAGCGACUUUGAGACCAGGAAUUUCUGGAUUGGCCUCACCUACAAGGCAUCUAAAGACUCCUUCCGCUGGACUACCGGAGAACACCAGUCCUUCACCAGUUUUGCCUUUGGGCAGCCUGACAACCAGGGCCGUCUUUAUUCUGGCUCCACAGGUUUGGAAACUGUGUGGAGAUGCAGGCAUCUGCUGCCUUCAACUGGAACGACCAACGUUGUAAAACUCGAAACCGUUAUAUAUGCCAGUUUGCUCAGAAGCACAUUUCCCUGUGGGAGCCAGGGCCCUGAGCCUGGCCAAGCAGCUCUUCUGCCAUCCCCGAGUGCAUGAGUCAGUUUGCCUGCCUGCUCACCUGUGUGAAACAAGGGCCUGACUGGGACUGAAGGCCCAACAUCUACAGAGGUCUCAGAACUUGCACAAUGCUGGACAUUGGGUAAGGGUAGCACUGAAGCCCGUGAGAAAUGAACACGGGGUCCUAAAGGAGCCUAGCAAAGGAAGAGAAAAGCCAGGGACCCUCAGCCUGCUUUUGAGUGGAAAGAUAGGUUUCCAUGGAUCCUUGAAGCAAAAACCAGAGCCAGUAGCCAGAAGAUGUUCUGCUCCAUCUGGACCAAACUCCCUUGGGCAGCUGGAAUUUCCCAGACCAGAGGCUUUACAAAGAA
Chionomys nivalis (European snow vole) is the source of this 1656-nucleotide messenger RNA. Its product is annotated as C-type lectin domain family 18 member A. The transcript is spliced from 11 exons. Bases 59 to 1327 code for a protein of 422 amino acids. The record is from RefSeq and is a predicted model, not a curated record. Gene Ontology annotation, molecular function: polysaccharide binding. NCBI's taxonomy places the organism in Eukaryota, Metazoa, Chordata, Mammalia, Rodentia, Cricetidae.